Messenger RNA from Anopheles nili, 5286 nucleotides. RefSeq lists its product as uncharacterized. Gene Ontology annotation, molecular function: G protein-coupled receptor activity. The transcript has 23 exons. The record is from RefSeq and is a predicted model, not a curated record. The coding region runs from base 1 to 5286 and encodes 1761 amino acids. Gene Ontology annotation, cellular component: membrane. Lineage: Eukaryota; Metazoa; Arthropoda; Insecta; Diptera; Culicidae.
AUGUUGAGUGGAUCGCCCCGGUUGCGCGGAUUGCGAUCUUCGAUGUGGCCACCGGGCCGGCCAAUGCCACCUGGUCAUCUGCAACUACUGCUGCUGCUGCUGCUCCGAGUGAUUUUAUUCCUGGUGCUGUUGGUACCGCGAGCCGGAUGCGGCGAGUUGGGAUCACCCCAAGCCGGUUUGAUCCGGGUGGAACAUGAGCUAGGACCGGCGUUGUCCGCUUCGUCGCAGCUGUGCGGUGGAGUGACUCUUACCGCACCACACGGUGUUAUUGCGACGCCCAAUUUCCCGGCCCGGUUUCCGGUACCGAUCAGCUGCACCUGGAUCAUCGAUGCAUCGGCCAUCGUCGGGUCGAACGUGUCGAUUGUACUCUACCUAACGCAGCAGUACGUCUUGGGAGGGUUGCGUUUUACCGAGUAUAUGUACUACAGCGACGACUACAAGGUGCCAAGCAUGAACGUUUACGAGCUGAGCGAGGACGACGUGACGAGCGUACCAUGGAUCCGGUUCAGCAGCCCAUACCUGGAGGUGCGCUUCACCAUGGACAGUCUUUACGGGACACACCUGCGUGCCCUUGACCGGCUGCUCGAUGUGUACGGCUUCAACAUCACGUACGAGGUGGACACGGUCAAGCAGCACACCUGCAACGCAUUGCGCUGUCGUUUCCUUGGUAACUGCUACGCGAAGCACGAUUUCUCGUCGUACUAUUGUGAUUGUUAUCCCGGCUUCAGUGGGCUUGACUGCGGUGACGGACCGCUCUGUAAGGAUGCGAACGUCUGUGAGAACGGCGGCACAUGCAAGCACAUCGGUGACAACGCCAUCAUCUGCAUCUGCCCGGCCGGGUUUAAGGGCAAACGGUGCGAAUCCAGCGAGUACGACGAGGCCACAGGUUGCAAUCUCGACAAGGAAGGUGACGACUGCUUUCGCCAGUGUAUCUCGCCAGGUGACAGCCUCGACGUGUGCCGGUGCGACCAGAGCGUAUCGUCCUCGAAUCGUGGACGGGCCAAAUACGAGAUGACGGUUCGGUUGGCCAAUGCGUCAUACUUCGAGCUAAAUGACAACGGCGAACACCAGCUGAACGAAAACACGGCCGCGGUGCUGGAAAAACAGAUCAAUCGCUUUCUGAGGAAUUUCAAUCUAUCUAAAAUUAACGACCUAGAAGUAUUUUCCACCAGGAUAAACGCCGCGAGCCCACCCAGCGACGGUGGUGCAACAGUUGUGAAGGUCAGCCCCACGACGGCAACGGCAACACCACCGGUGACCACCGGUGAGGUAAUGUUUCAAUUUUUCGGACCCAAAAUCGACUCCAGCCGGGUGCGGGAAGCAAUGGAACGGAUGACGGAACGUGGUCGGAUCGGAAAUGUGAGCCUCGCGCCCGGUACGAAGCUUGCUUUCCGCCAGGACGUGGGCUUAAUGCUGCAGUCGGUGGUCAUCAAUCAAAAGGGCCCGAUCCGGGAGAACACCGAGUUCAUACUGUCCUGCGUGGCUCAGGGCUCAUCAACGAUGUCCUUCCGGUGGUACAAGAACGGUUACUUCGUGAACGUGACCAAAGCAACAAGGAACAUGUGGAUCCGCCUGCUGCCGCUGGACUCGAAGGAUCACUAUACGGCCCUGCUCGGCAUCAACCGGGCGAACCGGCUUGACGAAGGCAUUUACACCUGCCAGGUUUCCGACAUGGGCAUCCAACAGUGCCGAUCGGCGAAGGUGCAGAUCCUUGAGGUGCCACAGUUGCGCGUUGAUCCACCAAGCGUGACGCUGUUCCGAGGGGACUCGCUACUCAUCCGCUGUCUGUCACAGGAAGCCGACCGUCGGUACGGUACGGUUGGGUACAGCUGGACGCGAAACGGUGCCCUGUUCCAGUCGGAUCCGGCCGCUGAACUCUGGGAGGACCUUUACCCAGACGGGAGCAUCCUUAAAGUGACCAACUUGCAGAAAUCGGUCGUUUUCACGUGUAUCGUGUCCAACUCGGUGGCACCGGUGUCUCGCAGCGUACACGUCACGGUCGUGGAACCGGGCACGGUCACGCUUUGCCCACGGAGCACCGACUAUGGCGUGAACUGGCCAGCGAGUGCGAGUGGCCCAGCCGUCCUAGCCGAUUGUCCUCGACGAGGAACUGGUCUGGCGAGCCGGAUUUGUGAGCAGCGGGAUUUUGGCCGACCGGAAUGGCUGGUGCCAGAUUUUUCCGACUGUCUGCCUGAGGAGGUGAUCGAAAUCGACAACGAGUUUCGAGGGCUGACGUACGGUUACCAGAAGACCAAUGGCUCCAACGUGCUGCAGUCGUGCCUGAGGUUCGCCACGACCCACGGGGCCACGUUCCUACCGGGUGAGGGUGGUGUCCUGCUGGGUCUGCUGUACGAGGUAUUUCGCUACAUCGAGGCGACAGGAACGCGCCACGAGCAGGAAAUCGCGUCGGACAUCAUUUUACGCAUCGUUGACGUUGUCAUGCAGAACAAAGCCUCCCUCAACAGUCAACAGCAAAUCAAGCAGCUGCAGGAUCUGGUACAAGCGGCCGCCCUCAACCACGAAACGACGAUGGCUGCUCCAAUUUCGUCCUCCUCGUCAUCGGCAGCCCUCGGAUCGCCGUCCGGCGCGGGCGUGAAGCAUGCGGCCUCGACAACCGCCACCCACCAGCUGAACUCGUUCUAUCUGUACACGGAAACGGUCAAGGGCCUACCGUUCAAUCUGCAAAUUUACGGGGACCAACUGUACUCCGACCAGCUAUACAUGGAAAUGGACCGCUCAGCCUCGCUGCAGGACAUCGUGGCGAACGGGACCGUGCUGGUGACGGUGAUAUCGUACAAAAAUCUCACCAGCUUCCUGCCGCGCUUCUAUUUCGCUAAAAACAGCUUCGGAACCGACAUCGAUUACAUCCCGGCGUCUAAAAUCAUCUCGAGCUGGCUGUACUACGCGAACCGGACUGGCAGCGAAGCGAACCAACCGCUACACGUCCCACUGGAGGCCGCCCACGUGGAAAUCGUGUUCCAGCACGAAAACUCACCCACCACCGAAUGGAUUCCGCUGUGCGGCUACGACUCAAAGGCGACGUUCGAGCCAACGUGGCGGACGGAUCUGUGCAUCACCGAAAACCUGAUGGAGAACAUCACCCGCUGCAUCUGUCCGCUGUCGGGCACGUUCGUGGUGCUGCUGGCGAAGAAGAACUACAACCCAACGGUGCCGAAGACGUCCACCCGACCAAUACUGGUCGUGAUCAGCUGCGGAUGUUGCUUCCUACAGUCGUGCGUCGCGUUCGCCAUCAUGCUACCGAUCCUGUACCAGCGCCGGUGCUGUGUGACCUUUUUAAAAAUGCAAUUCUGCUCCUCCACCUCGAUGGCGAUGGCAAUUUUCAUUCUCGGCCUGCUGCAGCUGUUCCCGCCCGAAUGGUACGCCCUAGUGAUGGCGCUGCUGUCCGGCUUUCUGCUGCUGAGCACCUCAACACUUGUCGCCAUUACCGUGCUAGUGACGACGGAGCUACACGGUCCAAGUCGGAAGCUGGUCGCCGCCACCAACCUGGCCACCGGCAUCUCGGGUAGCAUCGGACUAAGCUGGUUCCUGCCGAUCCUGUGCGCUACCUCGACUCCACUCGUCUACAACGUGAUGCUGGAGUCACCAAAGCACUGGUGGCAUGAGGCCGAUUCGUUCGGAUUCAUGCUGUUCGUCGUCAUCGAGGCACUGUUUGUCGCCCUGUUUGUGCUGCUUUUCCUUACGCUCAUCAAGCGGCUGCUCUAUCUGGCACGGAAACACGACAAGCACAACACCUCCAUCCUGCGCAGGAUCCGACUGCUGUACCGAACGGGGUUGCUGUUCGUGUCGAACGUCCUCUGCCACACGUUCUACCUGGUGUACGUCAACACCGACGGUUUGACGUCGGGCGGCUAUCUCUUCAGCGGGAACAGCAUAGCACUGGGUUUUUGCAUACUGUUCAGCUUCGUGGUGAAGGCGGAACUGAAGCAGGACACAACCGAGUCGACCAGCAGCAAAUCGAGCACCAAAAACAGCCUGGACGACAACUUUUGCUCGGGAUCAAUCAAUAGUCCGUUAAGUUUUUAUACAAAUCAGGAACUAGAUAAGGAUAACGAAUGCCUACCGGGAGCCGGCAAGACAACGAAGAUUCCUCUGACAAUACUUUCCUCGCAGCAACCGCCGGGUCAACCGUCACAGCAACCCUCUCAGCAGUCGCAACAACAGCAACAGCAACAGCAGCAACAAACGGCACCUCACAUCACCACCAUCGAGCCGUGUUUACACGUCGAUCUGGAGGGCCACAGUAUGGACACGUUCCUUGGUGCCACCACGGGUGGGUUGUGCAACUACGCAACCGUGGCCGCACCAUCAUACGGUGGUACCGCGUGUUACGAUCUCGCCGGUAGCCUUUUACUUCCACCGGGUGGACCGGCCAGUGUUCCGGGCACUGCGCUUAUUACGAUCGAGACGAGUCCGGGCAUGAUGCUGACCGGUUCGGGGACCAAUGCCGGGUCAAACGCGGGCAGUGUUAGCAUCGAGUGGCAUCAGCAACAGCAGCAGCAGCAGCAGCAACAGCAGCAACAUUCGCACGCAUGUGGUCAUCGGCCGGAACCGCUACCGGCUACUGUGAGCUUCCUGCCGACGAUCCCAAGCGCGGAUGCGGGCGAUUUCGUGGGACUGGGCUCGUUGGACAUCCUGAAGGGCGUUGGGCAAGACAGCAUCCUUGGCAUACGCGGCAAAGCGCUCGAAGCACCCGACGGCAAGAAGGUAGUUACCGUAAUCGAAUCAUCCGGCCAGCUGCCACCGGCGAACUCAACGGCCACCCUGUCCCGGUUGGGGAAAGCAAUCAUGGCACCACCGUCGACGUCAACGACGACGCCACCAGCAACAACCACGACGUCGAUGCUCCCGUACUACUCCGAGCAACCUUCGACGACGGCAUCCGUGGGUUCUUCUGGGUCGGGUUGUUCCACAGGGACACCUCACCACCAAAAGCCGGUUCCCGCUGGCCAACCCGGUUCGAUGCCACCGAUCAUCACCGUCACAGCAACGGACGACCCGGGACGCAUCGAUGGCAUGCUGGAUCGCAUCUCGCACGAUCUCGACUACCUGCUGAAUCGUACCGGCGACAUCGGAACCUCAUCCGGUGCCGUUUCGUCCUCGGUGGUGCCGAUCCAGCUACGACCAACGACGGGUCCUGCGACGGGAGCAACGGCAGGCGUGCCACCACCACCACCACCACCGGGUGCGAUCAGCGCCCCACCGAUGGCACCGUGCCACAGUGUUCACGAAGUAAUUAUCGAAGAGUCUGAAGAAGUAGAUAGCUAA